GUUUUUAUCCGUUGGUUUUUGUGGCUAGUGCUCCUAGCUAGCGUCGUGCCGAUAUUUUUUGCAGCGGCAGCGACCUAUUUGCUUGCCUGUCGAGCACAUAGGUCCUUGUUUAUUUAAGCUGUGCAUAAAUAAUUCGGCCACGAGCGUUGGGCCCCACCUAAUCCCAUCUGACACCGCGCUGCGCUGCAGCGCCACGUGCGUUGUGUUCGGCGCUCUGCGCGACGUACCCGCGGCGACUCGGGCCCGGCUUUAGAGCCUGCAGCAUGGCGCUGCGACUGCUGGCUCUCACUGGGCUCACUGCUGCCGCCGCGGCAGUCACGCCACAGCGGCGCAAAAACGUGUUAUUCGUCAUCUCGGACGACCUGCGGCCGGAAUUGCCAUGCUACGGCUGCGAUCACGUCUUGGCGCCGCGGACGACGGCGCUCGCGAAGGAGUCGAUCACGUUUACGAGGGCGUACGCGCAGCAAGCGCUAUGCGCGCCUAGCCGCAAUUCGUUCCUGUCGGGCCGCCGACCCGCGCACACGAAGAGCUGGCAAUUCGUCGACGACUUCAGAGAAGUCGGGCCCGACUGGACCACGCUGCCGGGAGCCUUCCGGAAAGCCGGCUAUCAAGCUGUCGGUUGUGGGAAAAUAUUUCAUCCAGGACUCCCGCCGAACCAAGACCUGCCAUAUUCGUGGGACCGGCGCACGAAUCUGUGUAGAAAUCAAUUCCCAGGCACCGCCGCAUUGCGUCUGCUCUCGAUGACGUCUCAACUCACUGUUUGAUUUCACAGGAAUGAACACGACCUGGGCGGACUGGAACAACCCAAACGAACCUAGAUGUCCACAGAACACUUCGUGGUGCAGCGUCGAAGACACCGAGCGCUUCCAGGACACGCAGAUAGCCUCGACAGCGCUGGAGCUGCUUACCAACGUAACGCGGGACGAGAGGCCGUUCUUCCUCGCGGUGGGCUUCCGCAAGCCUCAUGUCCAAUGGCGCGCGCCGACGCGCGCGUUUGAUGCCUAUCCGCCGUGGAAUGUGAGUCUCGCCUCGCGUCCCAAGGGGCCACAACACUCCGUCGACGUCGCGUUUCACGUGCCGGUGCACGAAAUAGACGUCUUCACUGACUGGCGCGCCUGCGGCGGCUCCCAGGCGCUGACCCCGGCGCACAACUACCCGUCGGAGUGCCAGCAGGCCUGGCGCCGCGGCUACUACGCUGCUGUCACCUUCGUGGACGAACAGUUAGGGGUGGUGCUCGACGGCCUGACGGCGAGGAACCGCGAGCGCGACACGGUCGUCGUCUUCUUCGGCGACCACGGCUGGCACCUCGGCGACCAGGGCGAGUGGAUGAAGAUGACCAAUUACGAGAACGCCGUACGAGUGCCCCUGUUGGUUCGCGUGCCCUGGGCGCCGGAGAGCGCCGGGCGCGUCGUGAGCGCGCCCGUCGAGCUCGUAGAUCUCUUCCCGACCCUUGCGGGAUUGGCCGGCGUGGACGUUAGCUACACGUCUCGCGAGUCGCAGCCGCUCGACGGGCGGGAUCUGAGCCCCCUCUUCUUCGGCGGUGCCGGGGACGACACGCACGUGGCGCGCUCGGUCUACCCCCGCUGCGUGGCCAACGCGUCGGCCGCGUGGAAGCACAACGACUGCAACGACACGCCGCGGCGGCGCUUCAGCCAUAUGGGUUACUCGACGCGCGACGAGCGCUGGCGGUUCACGGCGUGGUACGAGUGGUCCCACUUGCGCUUGGCACCGAAAGGGUCGCCUGUUGCCGUCGAGCUCUACGACCACGCGGGUGAUACUGGCACGUGCGAUGGCGCCGGCGGCAGCGCGCUCGAGGACUACGAGUGGGCGAACGUCGCCGGCGACCACGCGUCCGUCGUCGAGGCGCAGCUCGCGCGGCUCGAGCGCCUCUUCGGCAUCGAUGCCCCUAUUGUUGAUCUGUAUUAAUUCUGUAGAUAGACUA
Messenger RNA from Pelagomonas calceolata, 1942 nucleotides. The record is from the annotation of a GenBank genome assembly. Lineage: Eukaryota; Pelagophyceae; Pelagomonadales; Pelagomonadaceae.